AUGAAAUCAUGUGUGUCGACGGUGGUUUGUUUGACUUGCAGGUACGGUACCAAGCAAGCUCCACAUUGGCCGCUGAUUUGUUGCGUGAUACUCCUCGACGCCGCCAGCGGAGCGAAGCCGAAACAUUCCGUUCAUUUGGAUCCGCACUGGAACGAUUUUAAGGUGGAACAUAAUAAAACAUACAUAAGAAAUAAUGAAUACCACCAUCGCUCAGCGUGGGAAGAGAACUUCCAUCAUAUUAAUAGACACAACGAAGAGGCCAAAAGUGGAAAACACAAUUACACACUGGAUUUGAAUCAUUUAGCUGACAUGCCUAUGCAUCUAUACAAUAAACAUUUUACUAGUCUUUCAUCAAGCAAAUUCAAGAGCGCAGAUAUACAUACUAAUCCCUCACAACAUCAUACAAGAUCAAUUCCCGAAGAGGUUGACUGGCGGGAAAGGGGAUUCAAUACGCCAGGAUGGAAUCAAUUGGAGUGCGGUGCAUGUUACGCUUUCAGUAUAGCUUCCAUGCUAGAAGGACAGCUGUUCAAAGCUACGGGAGAGUUGCAUACAUUAAGUUCGCAACAAAUCAUUGACUGUUCAAUCGCAUACGGAAAUCUCGGUUGUUCCGGUGGGUCGUUAAAAAACACACUGCAGUAUCUCCAGAGAGUCGGGGGAAUUAUGCAAGCACUCGAGUAUUCGUACAAAGCAAAGAAAACAUUAUGUCAUUUCAAAAAGUUUAGAGCAGUUCUUCAAAUAUCAAAAAUUUCAAUACUGCCACCAUCCGAUGAACACGCGCUAAAAGCAGCUGUAGCGCUGAUAGGACCAAUUAGCGUAUCAGUUAAUGCAAAUCUAAAAACAUUUCAACUGUACUCAUCUGGAAUAUACGAUGAUCCAGCCUGUUCAUCGAGCACUGUUAAUCACGCCAUGUUGCUAGUCGGGUACACAAAGAACGCUUGGAUUUUGAAAAACUGGUGGAGCUCUAAAUGGGGCGACAACGGUUACAUGUACUUGGCCCGUGGCAAGAACCAAUGUGCUGUGUCCUCAUACGCUGCUUACGCUACCAUAUUAUUGCCGAGCCAUCGAUCGCAGCAUUCAACGCGUCCUCAUGGUUGA
Melanaphis sacchari is the source of this 1095-nucleotide messenger RNA. RefSeq names its product cathepsin L1. NCBI's taxonomy places the organism in Eukaryota, Metazoa, Arthropoda, Insecta, Hemiptera, Aphididae. Gene Ontology annotation, cellular component: lysosome. The record is from RefSeq and is a predicted model, not a curated record. The coding region runs from base 1 to 1095 and encodes 364 amino acids. The transcript has 8 exons. Gene Ontology annotation, molecular function: cysteine-type endopeptidase activity.